AGAAGACUUGACUGGCUCUUGUCUUGUUGCCAGGAUCGCGAGAAGAGGAUAAAUGAACGAUUUCCUCGCUACCAGCUGUCAUUUUUGUAGCCUGUGUCGCCCAAAUUGUCCCAAGGGGACAAGCUCAAUCUGCCUCACGUUGCAGUUGGGAGUCUGCUGUCCAAUCUAUCUGUCUUACCCUCCGAUCCUCCCUCUUCCCCCUCCUGGUUCCUUCCCGAACCUCUUCCUCUCCUUAAUCCCUCUCUACUUGGAGUGAACCACCAUGGCAGCAGCAAAGCCCAAAGGACAGAACUCUCUGGCCCUCCACAAAGUGAUCAUGGUGGGCAGUGGUGGAGUGGGGAAGUCAGCCCUCACUCUGCAGUUCAUGUAUGACGAGUUUGUUGAGGACUAUGAACCAACCAAAGCGGACAGCUACAGGAAAAAGGUAGUUCUGGACGGGGAGGAGGUCCAGAUAGACAUCCUGGACACUGCAGGACAAGAGGACUAUGCUGCCAUCCGGGACAACUACUUCCGCAGUGGGGAGGGCUUCCUCUGUGUCUUCUCCAUCACUGAGGCAGAGUCGUUUGCAGCUACAGCAGACUUCAGGGAGCAGAUCUUGCGGGUGAAGGAGGAUGAGAGUGCACCCUUCCUCCUGGUGGGGAACAAGUCUGACUUGGAGGACCGGCGGCAGGUCAGCGCGGAAGAGGCCAAGGCGCGUGCUGAGCAGUGGGGCGUGUGCUACGUGGAGACCUCUGCCAAAACCCGUGCCAAUGUCGACAAGGUAUUCUUUGACUUGAUGAGAGAAAUCCGAGCGAGAAAGAUGGAGGACAGUAAAGAGAAAAACGGCAAGAAGAAAAGGAUAAGUUUGGCCAAGAGGAUUAGAGAGAGAUGCUGCAUUUUAUAGUGACAAGGGGGCCAGUGAUGACUGCUUUAUGUAUAUACAUAUUUCACCUAUUUUUGCAUUUGAUUUGUGCCCAUAGAAUCCCCUUACUCCUGGUUCUGGUACCCAGAUUCUGGUCUUGGAUCAGAAGUAACUGGUUGUUUGAACAAAAGGUGAGUGGUACUGACAGUGGCAACUGGUUCAUGGUCAGAUUUGGCAGUCCCAUAGGCCUUGUGUUGCUCAAUCGAUCCUUCAUGCUCUGACACUCCUCAAACCUGCAGCCUCUAGUUCUCCUGGACCACAACUGUGGGACCACAUGUUAGAGAUGGCACAGACUUAAUGUGGUAAGAACACCGGGCUUGGCUUCUCUUUGUAUGCUGAUAAAAUAUAUAUAUAUAUAUAUAUAUAUAUAUAUAUAUGAAUAUAACUUAAAUGUAAGCAUAUCCAACAAGACCAUGGUCAUAUUAUAUGACUGAGAUCUUGGACAGCCCCAAACCCAGAACAUUUUCCAAUUUCUGAGAGGGACCAUUUCCAAUUGACAUGAUUUGACACCGAUUAACCAGAUUGAAUGAGAGGACAAAAGCCUGCAUGCCUCCAGGGCCGGGUUUCCCAAGUUCGUUAGAAACUUCGUAGGAGCAUCAGUAAAUCUCAGAGCUGUUUCCCAAAACCAUCAUUACUAACUUGCAUUUGAAAACACUCGUAAUCUAACAACUGCUUCAGACCACUCGUAGAAUAGCUAAAGUGUGUCAGAUCUUUCACCCUCCCGCAUCACUUUGCACACUAUCUCAGUUAAACACAAAGUGUUUGUCUCUUUGACCGCUGUUAACUUCAUAGUUGAAUACAUAUAGUCUACAAAGUUUGCAACGCUACAAACAAGCGAAGCAAUGACAAAACAGGCUUAAAAUGAAAACCGAGAUGACUAUAUUGUAAGAUAGAUAUUAGACUACGUAUUUCAGUCAUAUUGAAAUCACUUUCUUGUUUAAUCAAUUGAGUUAUAUUUAGCUAAUUGUAGGCUACUGUAAGAUGUGCCAAAUCUGGUUUGGUGCAUUAUUAUAGGCUAAACUGCCUCAAUAUUUGCGGCCAUAGGUGAUCGUACUUUCUCUAGGAGCAUGUCCUUCAUAAGUAUUGUGUAUUCUUUCUAGGCCCAGGACUAGAUUUGAGUGGUAUUGAUUUUUAAGUCAUAGUUGGACAUUAAAUUAUUUUAAAAAUAAACCAAAACUCUAAAUCCAGGUAUACUGUUGAUGCGUACACUCAUUUAAGUUUUCAAAACUUCAAAAUUGUGUACAUAAGCACACUAACAAGCUUUGUUCUCCUCUGUUGUGAGGGGAAUCACUGUUUUAUUAUUUACACUCCCUUUCAUUAAUUCUUGGAGAGAAGACCAAUUCUUUGGGUUCUCGUUCAUUAUGGUAGAAUGGUGUGAAACGUUUUGAAAGUUUUUACCAGAACUUGUUCAGUAAAGUAAUUUACCUGUCCUUUACUUCAUUUACCUUUUCCAUUGGAAAAGUUAGGUCCUGUAAUUAAUGAGCAUGACCAGAAAUCACCUUCAUGUUCUCUCUCUUGGUUUCUAUAGCACCAAGUCCUUUUCAUUAUUGCUGCCUCAAACCCACUUGUUACAGACUGGGUGAACUGGAUUAUAUCUAAACAUGUACUAGAUCUUUGGUCUUAAAAGGCAACUGCACUUCCUAAUUUGGCAUUGUUUUAGACUUGGUUCAUUAAGAAAUGCUAGUGGCCAUGACUGAAUUCAAAUGUGAGUUGGUUCGUGGUCUGGUUUGAUUUGUGUGUUCGCAGAUGGGAACAGUUAGCCAAAUUAGUUAGCCAAUUAGCUUCAGCCAGCUGGUGUGCUACCGUGGCAAAGUUGGUUUGACUUUGGAUAGCCUAUCUCUGGGAAUAGUAGGGACCGUCAAUAAAUUACACAAUGUAAAUGGAAAAAUAUUUUCUCAUUAAUAGCAUUAAUAGUUGUCUCAUUAAAUGCUUUCAAUAUUUGUAUAUGAAUUUCUAAAAUUUUAUAUUUGGUUAGAGGUUUUAAAAUCAUUGAAAUUUUGAGAUAUUGACCUUUUAAAAAUAUUGACCUAUGUACAUUGUGUAAUUUACUGAUGGUCCCUAACUAGCCCCAUAGGCAUUAUGAUUGGGUAGUGUGCAGCUGUGGUCCGAAUUGAUGAUUUACUUGGGUGCUGCCAGCUGUGGGCAGGAUUAAAAUAAACCCAACCCACGGAAAACUGUUACGAUAGCCUUCAUUCCGUGACAUCAUUUUUAUUUAUUUUGUAUCAUCUCGCAAAUAUCCGUUUUGGACGAGACUGACUUUAUGACAAAUUAACCUAC
Molecule: messenger RNA, 3178 nt
Organism: Coregonus clupeaformis (lake whitefish)
Lineage: Eukaryota; Metazoa; Chordata; Actinopteri; Salmoniformes; Salmonidae
Product: ras-related protein Ral-A
Exons: 5
Coding region: 263-883 (206 amino acids)
Biological process (GO): regulation of exocytosis; Ras protein signal transduction
Cellular component (GO): plasma membrane
Molecular function (GO): GTPase activity; GDP binding; GTP binding
Source: RefSeq, a predicted model, not a curated record